GUCGUUGACAAAGUAAAUUGCGCUGGGUGCAAGACAGAUCAUUUCCAAUAUAGGCCUAUAAUUCAUCUGUCAUGAGCUCAGCUGAUAGUAAAUGCCAGUAAGGCAAACACAGUGGGACCUGAGAUAAGGUGUGUUCAGUCUGUCUAUGACUAGCCGUUCUGGCUGCCUGCUCAUUAUAUUGCUAUGAGGGGUCACUCUGCAUUGGCUCAUCAUCUUCUAUAAGCCAAUCCAUGCUGUGUCUCUGUGGAAAGGUUAGCUAGUGAGACUUCAAUAGGAGAGAGAUUGUUUGUUUCAUGAAGUGGAUGGGACCAGAAUUAAAAGUACAAUAUGUAUUAGCUUUGAAUUACAGAUUUCUAUUAUUUUAUUUUUUAAAGGACUAUUACAAUUAUUACAAACAAAAAGUAUUUGAUGGAUGAAGUGAAGGAUGAGGAUAUUGGCAGCUUCAGGUAAUGUCUCCGUAGUUUACUGCUCCGUAGAAGUUGUUGUCGUGUAACAUCAUUUAUCACCGACUCGCUCUCGCCUCACGUGUAUGGAGUCUAAUUUGCCCCUCCCACUCAGACAGCCCCUGUUCCAGCCACGGGAAGCCACCAACCUGCCUCCUCCCUGGCCCCUAAUUAGAAGGACUAGUUUGAUGGAUUAAGUCAACAGUACGCACAGACAAGGGGGUAAAACCACCACUUAAUGUAGCCAGCCAGAGAAUUUCUUGUCUCUGCUGUUUUGGGAGGACUUGUAGCUCUCUCCCUUAACAAAUGUUGCUUUAAAUUAAUUGAUUGAGGCUUCUUUUACCCGUUGCUCUGGACCAGGGCCAAGAUACAGGCUGUCUAGCACAUUAGGCACCACCCCCCUUGCAAGUUUGAAAUGUGAGCUGCCUGCGUUUUUUUUCUUCUCUCCCCCUCUCCCUUCUGGCGAAGUGGCUGUGGCUGCUUCUGUGUGAUGUGUGUAUUGGGAGAGCAAGCAAUGGAUCACUAGACAGAAACAGAAGAUACAUCAAUAACAGCUGCAUACAUCCGAGCCCUGCUAUCGUCCUGGUGUGAGGAGCUGGGACGCCUGCUUCUCCUCCGUCACCAGAAGAACAGACAGAACGAGCCCCCUGGCAAAGUACCCAUGCAGACCCCCAUGAGUUCCAUGAAGCCCACCCUCUCACAUGGUGAUGGGUCCUUUCCUUAUGACUCGGUUCCAUGGCAGCAGAACUCCAACCAGCCCCCUGGCUCUCUUUCCGUGGUAACCACCGUCUGGGGAGUAACCAAUACCUCGCAAAGUCAGGUGUUGGGUAAUCCGAUGGCCAACAACAACAACCCCAUGAACCCUGGGGGAAAUCCCAUGGGGUCAGGCAUGUCUGGGAAUAACCCAGGCCUGAACUCCCCCCAGUUCCCUGGUGGCCCCCAGCAGCAGUUUCCCAACAAAGGCAGCUCCAACCAGACCUACAUGCAGCAGGGCAUGUACGGACGCCCCAACUAUCCUGGGGGAGGUGGCUUUGCUGGAAAUUACCCCGGGGGUCCAAACUCUGGUCCUGGUGGUAUGGGCAUGCCUCCCCACUCCCGGCCGCCCUCAGACUUCACCCAACCGGCCGCUGCUGCUGCUGCAGCCGCUGUGGCCGCUGCUGCCGCCACGGCAACGGCCACCGCCACAGCUACAGUGGCUGCUCUUCAGGAAACACAAAACAAGGACAUGAACCAAUACGGACCGAUGAGUUCCUCUUUCCAGAUGGGACCAAACCAGGCAUAUAACAACCAGUACAUGAACCAGCCUGGGCCCCGUGGGCCCCCAAAUCUCCCCGGAAAUAUGGGAGCAGGCAUGAACACAUCCAACAUGAGUGGCCCCCCUAUGGGCAUGAACCAGCCACGGGGCCAAGGCAUGGGGCCCUUCGGGGGGCACGGCCAGAGGAUGCCCCAACAAGGCUACCCAGGACCCCGCCCUCAGGGCAUGGGCAUGCAGGGCAUGAAGAGACCCUAUCCUGGGGAGCCUAACUAUGGUGGGCAGCAAUAUGGACCAAACAGCCAGUUCCCUAACCAGCAGGGGCAGUACCCUGCUCCCAACGCGUCCCGGCCACUCCCCUCCCCCAACUACCCCAGCCAGAGGAUGCCAGGCCAGCAAAUCCAAGGCCAGUACCCUCCUCCAGGUGGUGCCAUGGGCCAGUACUAUAAGCAAGAGCCAUUCAAUGGCCAAAACAACUUUUCUGGGGGUGGAUAUCAAUACAGCCAUGGCAAUAUGAACGGGCCUCCCAGACCAGUGGGUAACUACCCCCACUCCCCAGUGCCAGGCAACCCCACCCCACCCAUGACCCCAGGAAGUAGUAUCCCUCCCUAUUUGUCGCCAAACCAGGACGUCAAACCUCCAUUCCCUCCAGACAUUAAACCAAAUAUCAACGCACUUCCUCCACCUUCAGCCAAUCCAAAUGAGGAGCUGCGUCUGACGUUUCCAGUGAGGGAUGGGGUGGUCCUAGAGCCCUUCAGGUUGGAGCACAACCUAGCCGUCAGUAACCACGUCUUCCAUCUUCGGCCCACCGUACACCAGACCCUAAUGUGGAGGUCUGACCUGGAGCUACAGUUCAAGUGCUACCACCACGAAGACCGACAGAUGAACACCAACUGGCCGGCAUCUGUCCAGGUUAGCGUCAAUGCCACACCUCUCACCAUCGAGCGGGGCGACAACAAGACGUCCCACAAGCCCCUGCACCUGAAACACGUGUGCCAGCCAGGAAGGAACACCAUCCAGAUCACUGUCACGGCCUGCUGCUGUUCGCACCUGUUCGUGCUGCAGCUGGUCCACCGGCCGUCAGUGCGCUCCGUCCUGCAAGGUCUGUUGAAGAAGAGGCUGCUGCCAGCAGAGCACUGCAUCACCAAAGUCAAGAGGAACUUCAGCAGUGUAGCGGCAUCCACCGGGAACACUACACUGAAUGGAGAGGACGGCGUUGAGCAAACAGCCAUCAAGGUCUCCCUAAAAUGUCCUAUCACCUUCCGGCGGAUCCAGCUGCCAGCCAGAGGCCAUGACUGCAAACAUGUCCAGUGUUUUGAUUUGGAGUCAUAUUUACAACUGAACUGUGAGAGGGGAACAUGGCGAUGUCCUGUAUGCAAUAAAACAGCGUUGUUGGAAGGUUUGGAAGUGGACCAGUACAUGUGGGGAAUCUUGAAUGCCAUCCAAAACUCGGAGUUUGAAGAGGUCACAAUUGACCCAACGUGUAGUUGGCGACCUGUCGCCAUCAAAUCGGACAUCCACAUCAAGGAGGACCCGGACGGACCUAUGGCCAAAAGGUUCAAGACUAUGAGUCCCAGUCAGAUGAUAAUGCCCAAUGUGAUGGAUAUGAUUGCUCAACUAGGCCCAGGGCCAUCACCCUACCCUUCUCAACAGGGGGGCAACAACAGUGAAUUUGGUAGCCAAGGCAACAAUUACCAUGGGCAUGGGAACUUUGACUUCCCCCAUGGGAACCCUGGUGGUACUUCAAUGCACGACUUCAUGCAUGGCCCCCAGCUGUCCCACCCUCCGGACAUGCCUCCCAGCCUUAUGGCCCAGGAAAAGUCUCUCUCCCACAGUAUACCUGACACAAUACCUCAUCCUGCCAGCACUGAUCAGUCCCACAGCUCGUUGCAGCAGAGCUUACACACCUCUCACCCCGGCAGCCAAUCAGGGCAGCAGUUGCAUCUCAGCGGGCCUCCUCAGCCAUCGCGUCAGGCUCCGCCUCCACAGCAGCCUGGCCCUAACAGCCAUCCCCACGGCGACCUGACCUUUAACCCCUCCAACAGCUUAGAGGGCCAGGUUGGAGGGCAGGUAGCCCCUGAUAUGCCUGAGCCUUCCUUGGAUCUUCUUCCAGAACUGGCUAACCCUGAUGAGUUGUUGUCCUACUUGGACCCUCCCGAUCUCCCGAGCAAUAGCAAUGACGACCUGCUCUCACUCUUUGAAAACAACUGACAGUCCAGAGACAAAAAAAACAUGCACACACACAAGAACUGGCCGGGCUGCCUGGAGUCCACACACCCCAAACCUGGGACUGAUGCUCAUACUUGACAAACACAAAGAUGCACUCCCUUUCUCUUCUUCCUCUUGUACAGUUUUCAUUCUCAAACCGACUGAACAAGGUUUUAAAACUCAAACACAUGGCAGUGUUGCCUACCUGCUCUUUGCUCCAUGGCGAUUGCUAUGAACUGUGCAGCUAUAUUCUAUUGUUUUUGUAUAUCACACACUGUGUGCACAUUAGGAAAGUGUUGUAGCAUUUUUUUAUUCCAAUUUUAUUUCCUGUUCAGAUUUUUUUUUUUUUAAACCCUGUCUUGAGCUAAUUUAUGUCCACAUCGUUUUUCCAAUUUAGGAGCCCCCUCUUUUUAAUCAGUCAUUUAGUAACUUGCUCUUUUUUCCAGACCGGUUAGUAACACUGUUUCUGUUUCUCUAUGACGCAUUUUUUCAAAGCACAAGGGAUUUUGUCAAUGCAAAAACAAAUACAUCUAAAAGGGAAGUAAAUUAGCACCUAAGUCAUGAAAAGAAUGAAUAGACGUCUUUAGGUGAGCAGUCUCCCACCCCUCUCAACCCCCCAUCAUAGCAAUUUUAUUACAUUUUUUACAGCUUCAAUUUUUUCAUCCAACUUCAGUUUUUGUUUGUAAUUUUGGAAAGGAGACACAUCCCCGCCAUGAGGGAAAAGAGCGGUAUAGGUAGAAUGGGAGCAAUGCAUCGCUGAGGACGAAUGCAAACAAGGGUAUCAACUUUUGGGAAAGAGGUUCUACUCAAACUAACUCACACAGACAUGGCAGUUCUAUCCUAAGAGCCUUUUUGUACUGUUUGGCUGUUACAUACAGUAUUGUAUGUAGUUUAUAAUCCCCUAGUGAGAGCAUCUAAGGAAAAUAAAGGGGUACUGAGAGAACUACUUGAAAUGACCUGCUUAUAGCUAGGACUCACUCCUUGCUGUUUUCUCUGCAUGGGCCCUGUGCUGCUUGUGUUCCCAUUUUUGCAAAGUUGCGUCUCUCUUCCUGUUGAAAAUGAACUGUAGUAUACAAAGUGCAUGUGUGCCAAGCCCUUGUCUAGUGGUAUUCCAAGUAGUAAAGGUAGUGUGUGUUUUUUAUAAGUUGCUUCCAUCCUUCUGUAGUCUGAUUUAUUUAACACUAAAAUGUUGAAGGGAUAAAGCUAAUGUCAGCUGUUCAUAGUAUCUGCAUUUUCUGGUGAUAUGUUUUAAUUAUGUUUGUUUCUUUUCUUUAUUAUACAUUGCUGCAAAUUUCAACUAUUCAUCAACCAUUGGGAUCUUGCUAAUCAUCACCAAAGUUAGGGGGAAUGGUAGCCUUAGAACCAGACAAAUCUGCAAGCUAAUUUUUAUUUACUCUGGCAGAAUAGCAAAAUACACAUUUGCAAAUUAGUCCGACAAUGCCAGACUAGGGGAGUGGAAGAGAUGAAUGAAUGUAGUUAUGUAUGUGAUUGUCCGGGUGAGCUGGCAUGUGUGUGAGUACCUGUUCUUUGAGCUAUUAAAUAAAACAAUUAUGAUUCAUCCAUCA
Hypomesus transpacificus is the source of this 5468-nucleotide messenger RNA. RefSeq names its product zinc finger MIZ domain-containing protein 1-like. Gene Ontology annotation, molecular function: zinc ion binding; SUMO ligase activity. Lineage: Eukaryota; Metazoa; Chordata; Actinopteri; Osmeriformes; Osmeridae. Bases 1105 to 3906 code for a protein of 933 amino acids. The record is from RefSeq and is a predicted model, not a curated record. Gene Ontology annotation, biological process: regulation of transcription by RNA polymerase II; protein sumoylation. The transcript is spliced from 19 exons.